GUGUGCCAGCUUUUCCACAACAUUUUCCUCUUCUGUUCCGUCAAUAUUACAUUACAAACCUAUAUAUAUAUUCACGUCCACCAACAAGUUCGGAGAGGAUUUACUGUUCAAAACCCCAGCGAGAGAAAUCAAGCCUGUUGAAUGUUUGUGUAAUGUGACUGUAUGGAAAGCAAACCGAAGUCUGGUCUCGACGAAGGCGGCGCUCUCCUCAACACUUCACUGAGGGGAGAACACGAAACCUGGACACUGGUGAACGGACAGACGGUGACUACAGAUGAUGGAGCCACAUUUACCUUAUCUGCCUUUAGAAAGUGCGUCCUUUUAACCCUUCAAAGUCCUCUUCUGGAGAGGAAGCGCUGUCAUGGUAGACGCACUGCACUUGGCGCGCGUCUGGACUGAUGGAGAACCGCGAAACUUCGCAGCGGGUGAAGAACAUCACGAACGCGCGUGUCCAGCGCGGUAGAACGAUGGAACGUUGACGCGAUACAUUGUAACAAAGACUCCCAUUAGGGACCAUUUCAGACCAGUCUAUGCCAUGAGGACUCAGAAGUCCCACGGCCGGAGGUCAGCCACACCUUCCCGCCAGCGCUUGCCACGUUUCAGUCUUCACUCCAGGAGAAAGAAAGAAGGUGUAAUCCAGGGAAAGCUGCGUAUCCGUUCCAUGCCGGGUGCCUUUCUGGUGCUUGGGGUGGUGGUUGUUGUUGUUGGCACUUCGCUUGCUGUGGCCGGCUACUGGCCGUACAGGUCCCAUCGAUCAUCAGUGGACACGGCAGAGGAAGGAUCCUCUGGAAGUGCAUCAGGAUGGGGAUUAGGGUCCAAAGGACUGUUUUCAGCAGCAAGUCUGGUUCACAGUGAAAGGAUGAAACUACUAGGACCUGUCAUUAUGGGAGUUGGACUCUUCAUACUUAUUUGUGCCAAUACAGUACUCUAUGAGAAUCGGGAUAGAGAAACUCAAAUGCUUCUGGCGCAGAUGCGGAGCGUCAUUUGCUCUGUUUCUGCAGCUGUUCCCUCAGCAGACCUCUUGCAGGUGAACUCUCUUGCCAGCCACUACCAAUGGGUCAGCAGUUUACCUGCAGCCCACCUGAACAUCCUCUGUCUGCAAGAAAUGUCCAGUUCGGAGCCUCUACUCCAAGUGAAGAGCAUGGAUGAGGAGGACAGCAUUCAGCAGCAAGACACGGUGCACACUGAGGUCCUUCAUCAUCAGGACUCUUCCUCCACCCCCUCGAUUCACUCCUCCAGCUCUUGCAACAACAGUAAGGAGGUUUUUUGCACAGAGGAACGGGGGACCAACUUUGCACUGGAUCUGCAGCAAGAAAGUCACUUUGGACUGAGCAACUGUUUGGCCGCAUCCUCGAUGUCCACACUGGGUGGGGAGGACUUGGAGACCUUCUCCAUCCCACCCAGACGCUCCUACAGCAUGAGCCACAGAACUAAACCUCACAUACUGCCCAGGGAUCUGGUGCAUCCAGAGGACAAGUCCGUGUCUUUGACGGGUCAACAUAAACUGCUUCCAAGGCAGUCCAGCUCAGAGGUGUGCGUGAACAUGGUUGGCAUUACAAGCCUUGACUUUAUACAAAUGGAAGAGCAGAUGCACCGCAGCUGGCCUCGGCUGGACCUCGGAAGCGCCAGGAAGUAUCUCAAGCUGGAGAACAAGGAGGACUCUGUGGACAAGUUCCUGGACCAGCUUGAGCAGCAGUGCUUGCAGUUGAACAAAAGCUACGGCUCAGGUCCCUUCCAGUGAGCUGAGGUUUAAUCAUUACAUCAAGGUUAAUGGCUUGGCGGAUCAGAAGGAGCCUUAUAUAGUGCUAUACACUUGGAAUAACCCAACCAACAAAUGGGUGCAAGUUUCCAGUGGAUAUUCUUUGCACAGUUUCUGGAAUCCCUUGAGGCCAACUAAUUAGCUCAUUUCUAAGACCUAGCAAUUUAUCUCACUUGACUAGUUUUGGUCACUACAGUAGCUUGUUCAGAGAUUUGCGGAGUAUGGAGUUGUAUCACCUACUGCCCUCGACGGUAUGGAGAUAUAAGCCAGCGUCCUGAAGAAGGCUAGGGAUGGAGGUAUUUUACAGUCAUGGGAAUGUGCUAAACAGCUUGUGAUGUCAUAGAUGAUUGGAUGGAACCCAAUUGGAGGGAUCUGUUUGUUAUUGUUGCCCUACUUGUUGCUAGGACACAGCAAGCAGCAUUACUGAACCUUCGAGGUAGAAUAAACGAAGACCUCUGCAGUGACUCGAUUCAAAGUAAACCCAUUUCUGACUUCCGAAAUCAGGUCAGCCAAAAGCACGUCUCUGGUUUUGAUAGUUAUACGGGCCAAAAAAUGGAGAAUGUUAUUUGACCAAAAAAAAUGGAUUUAUCCAAACUGCGUGUCUACUAUUGGAUUGUCCAUUGGAAUUCAUUUAUAUGGUUAAGGUAAUGCAACCUCAGUUGGAGUGUCUGUAAAUCUUUCGUCUAAGAGUAUCUGUUGUUCUUGUAUUUCACCUUUCUUCCAUUUCUGCCUGCUGGCAGUGAAACAAAAGCAUCAAUGAUGAGGACGCAGUGCCCUCUUGGCUUCAUUAACUAAGGUGAUCAGUGUUUUUGCAUGCACUAAUGCGGGUACAUAAUUUCUUUCCCUUUAAAGGGUGGAGCUGGACCGAGCCCCUCCUCUUUGCAGUGAGAAUGUGUAGCUUCACUCUGUUUACAAAAACAAGGCAGUCUCCCUGUCUCUAUUUCGUCCGUGUAGCCUGUUUUUGGUACGCUAUUUUAUUUGCUGUGCGUUCUCAAUGUAUACUGAGCAAUACCCAUAGUCUGACUGACCAAUCAGAUCCUUUACACCACCUAUGAACUGAAUCCCAUGCCUGUGUUGCAAAUAAAAGGCAAAACAAAACCA
Messenger RNA from Carassius gibelio (silver crucian carp), 2860 nucleotides. It is a transcript of the gene tmem200b, whose product is annotated as transmembrane protein 200B. NCBI's taxonomy places the organism in Eukaryota, Metazoa, Chordata, Actinopteri, Cypriniformes, Cyprinidae. The record is from RefSeq and is a predicted model, not a curated record. The coding region runs from base 536 to 1741 and encodes 401 amino acids. The transcript has 2 exons.